Rasamsonia emersonii CBS 393.64 is the source of this 324-nucleotide messenger RNA. RefSeq lists its product as uncharacterized. Lineage: Eukaryota; Fungi; Ascomycota; Eurotiomycetes; Eurotiales; Trichocomaceae. The annotation marks the transcript as partial. The record is from RefSeq and is a predicted model, not a curated record. The transcript has a single exon.
GCUCCCGCUCCGCUGCAGACCGGGAAGCCAUCGACAAUCUGGUCUCGUUUGCGAACCAAAACCGGGCAUCGAGAAUCUUCAAUCCGACAAGACCAACCUUCUCAUCGAUGCGCUGCUGGCUUCAGCUCCGGGGAGUGUGCCCCAGGCGCCCACGGAGCUGGAGUCCCUUCACGCGUUGAAGGAACUGAUCGAUCGGCGCAUCGAGAAGCUGACAAGCGGAUCUUCGGAUCCCCAUUGAAGCCAUUUGUCGAUGGCACGCAACUCCGGCGACAAGCACCCUUUCGCAACGAGAUCCUUCCCCCCCCUCCUCUCCACUACGUUUGA